This is a messenger RNA of Aspergillus nidulans FGSC A4, 1761 nucleotides long. Its product is annotated as metallophosphoesterase family protein. The record is from RefSeq and is a predicted model, not a curated record. The transcript has 3 exons. The coding region runs from base 115 to 1761 and encodes 548 amino acids. NCBI's taxonomy places the organism in Eukaryota, Fungi, Ascomycota, Eurotiomycetes, Eurotiales, Aspergillaceae. Gene Ontology annotation, molecular function: hydrolase activity.
CUUUGGGCGAACCCCUGAAUGUGCUUUGUGUUCUCGAGACUCAACUCGCAUCAUGCUCCAGCGCCCGGCUGUUCUACACAUGUUUAGAACUUGCCAGGGGCGCUAUCGACGAUCAUGACACGCCGUUUUGUUCGCGCGGGCGUGCAGCUCGCCAUUUUUGCUUCGUUUGCUCUACUUCUUAUUGUCACUCUUGAUAACAGAUUCCGUGUUCUCCCAGCCGCAAUUCACGGCCAUCUUCCCUCCCAUUAUGCGGGCUUUGUUGUAACGGACGUGACCGUAGCGACGUGCUCGAUCUUGAACCCCUUUUCGAGCUGCAAAUCUUCGGCACCAUGGUGGACUCAGGUGGAGAAAGACUUGUACCUGCGGACGGGUUGGACCUCCGCAGCAUACAUUCGAUUCCAGCGGAAGAAGGAAGAGGAGCUUCUUCCUGCGGAUAAGGUCGUUAUCGACCUGAAGAUUAGCAGACUUGCGCCAGAAGUCCAAGAUGAUCCGAAAGAAGAUAAAGCCGAUUGGGAACAGCGCCCCGGCGGCAUAUGGUUAAAGAGGACGGCGAAGCGACACGCGAGCGAUUCUCACAGCGCCAUUACAUCCGUUGAUGUCCUUUUCGGCGCCGAUGCGGUCGAUCCUCGCCCCGGUUGGGAAGUCAAGGACACACCCAUAUUGCUAGAUAGUCGGACGGAGAGCCUGGAAGCUCGGAUCACGGUUCGGAGGGGAGACCCACUGAAAAUCAAGAAACCGGUACCAAGGAUCAACGAGAAUGGUCGAUUCAAGAUCAUGCAGCUGGCGGACCUGCAUCUCAGUACUGGUUUAGGACACUGCCGGGACCCUGUGCCCCCAGAGCUUAUCCCUGGCCAGGGAUGUGAGGCGGAUCCUCGAACGCUAGACUUUAUAGAGAGACUUCUUGAUGAGGAGCAGCCAGAUUUGGUCAUUCUGAGCGGAGACCAAGUGAACGGUGAAACGUCCAGAGAUGCACAGAGUCCUCUCUUCAAGUCCGUUAAGUUGUUAGUCGACCGCAAGAUACCCUACGCCGCUAUUUUCGGUAACCAUGACGAUGAGGGUAAUCUAGAUCGCCAUCAAUCCAUGGCAAUCUUGGAAGAUUUGCCAUACUCACUCUCGUCGGCCGGUCCAGAAGAUAUAGAUGGCGUUGGUAAUUAUAUCGUGGAAGUGCUCGGUCGUGGAAAUACCGACCAUUCCGCUCUAACGCUCUACCUCCUCGACUCACAUUCAUACUCACCAGAUGAACGCCAGUUUCGGGGUUAUGAUUGGAUCAAGCCCAACCAGAUUCGCUGGUUUAAGACCACAGCCCAAGGUCUGAAAGCCAAACAUCAACAAUACGCAUAUAUGCACAUGAACAUGGCAUUCAUCCAUAUUCCUCUUCCUGAGUUCGCUCAAAGAGGAAACUACUUCCGCGGAAAUUGGUCCGAGCCCUCCACAGCGCCAGGGUUUAAUUCCGGAUUCAAGGAUGCCCUCGAAGAAGAAGGGAUUCUUUUCGUAGGAUGCGGACAUGAUCACGCUAACGACUACUGCGCCCUCAGCAAAAACGAGGCCCAGAAACCGUCACUCUGGAUGUGUUACGGAGGAGGAGCCGGUUUUGGGGGCUAUGGCGGCUACGGUGGCUUCAUCCGCCGCGUGCGGUUCUUUGACUUUGAUAUGAACCCUGGUCGGGUUGUUACAUACAAGCGGUUGGAGUAUGGUAAUACGGAUGCGAGAAUUGAUGAGAUGAUGAUUGUCGAUGGGGGUAUGGUCAAGGGACCAGAUUGA